GAAUGAGGUUAGCCCGAAUAGAGAGGAUAGACAGCGUAUGGCAAAAGAGAGCAUAACCUCUCCUAGUUUCAAUUUUCCGGCGAACAUUGAAAUGCAAUAGCGGGCAGCUAUAGUGAAUGGUCGAUCUGUAAAAUGCCAAAAUACAGUAGUAGUCGGCACUAGUGAUGAAAUAAUAUCAAGGAAAUACAGAUUUGUGUUGAGAAAUGGCAGCCCUGGCUUACCAUAUAUUCUCUUCUUCAGCACUUUUAUCCCUGGGGUUCUACCAUCUCAGCUGCGUCACCAGAAACCAUCUCAAGUCCCCACGGGAUUACGUAGCUAAACCCUACCAUCCUCUCCCUUUCUCUUCUUCGUCAAAUCGUCUGCUCAAGUAUCUCCAGCUCUAUUUGAUCAUCCUCUGUCUUUUCAUUGCCUUGGUCAACCAGCUCCUCGUCUCCUCCGACGCCGAUCCCCUCUUAAAGGGUCGGACCCCUGUUCACCGCUUCACCUCCCUCCAGGACGCCGCCGUUAUCUUCUGCUUUCUCAUUCUCUCUAUUGCCCUCCUCCUCUCCGAUGCCACCUCCCUUCUCCCUCUUCCGCCAGAUCUCUUCUUUGCCAUUGCAUCCGUUAUCUUCCUCCUCCAGUAUUCUGUCUCCUCCGCCUCAGCCGCAGUCCAGACCUCCGAUCUCCAGGCCAAGUGCGACUCCGUGGCCGCCUGCAUAUUUGCCCUUUCCUCCGCUCUGUGUCUUGUUCUUGCCUUCCAGCCCAGGCUGUUCGUCUUUGAUGCCGCCCUGGGGGCAUCCCUUUGCCUGCAGGGACUGUGGGCCCUACAGACUGGCCUCUCCCUCUACGUUGACGCCUUCAUUCCCGAGGGCUGCCACAAGCUUCUCGACGUCGGCAGCGGAGUAGAGGGCUCAACCAAGUGCGAUUUGGAAGAUUCCAAGCUUAGGGCGGUGGCGAUUCUGGAUCUGGUGUUUGUGCUCCACGUGCUCCUUGUGCUCCUCAUCUUCAUGGCGGUGUAUGCUGCCGUUGCCAGGACCGUUGGCAUCCACAACAGAUUCGGUUCUUACGAAACCUUGCCCACUGCUGCUGCUGAUUCUAGCCACAUUCAAAUGAAGGCCAUGACCGGCACUCAGUCAUAAACUUCUUUCUCCAUUCGUUCUCCUUGUCAAGAUUUAGGUUCGACCUUUUGCGUUGUCAUAAGUUGGCAUGAAAUUUCCUGUGAGUUAUCAAUUCUAGAUCAUGUGAAAUUUGAUGAAUCUAGACUUGACUCCAAAACAUAUCAUCGAGAAUUGAAUUUAAAGUUAUGCUAAUAAUUUUUAUUGAAAUUGAAUCUCAUGCACCCUUCUACUUGCAUUCAAACCCAAGAUCCCCAGGAGGGUGUGCAUCCCACCUCUACACAAGGAAGAGGGUUGAUCAAUUUCGAUUUGGCAGGGAAGUUGUUAAUGUGGUAACAACUGUUGCUGUGUUGCACGAAUCAUAUUAUUAUAGUUGUGCAAGAGUGUAAGCUUCAUCUAUACAAGUUUUUCUUUAGAAUA
Molecule: messenger RNA, 1514 nt
Organism: Olea europaea var. sylvestris
Lineage: Eukaryota; Viridiplantae; Streptophyta; Magnoliopsida; Lamiales; Oleaceae
Exons: 2
Coding region: 204-1118 (304 amino acids)
Source: RefSeq, a predicted model, not a curated record